Sinocyclocheilus rhinocerous is the source of this 977-nucleotide messenger RNA. RefSeq names its product fibrinogen C domain-containing protein 1-like. NCBI's taxonomy places the organism in Eukaryota, Metazoa, Chordata, Actinopteri, Cypriniformes, Cyprinidae. Bases 417 to 977 code for a protein of 186 amino acids. The record is from RefSeq and is a predicted model, not a curated record. The transcript has 3 exons.
UUUUCCCCCCUGUUACUUAGUGUGGAAUAUCUGAGUACUUUAUUCAACGCUCCAGAAGGAAAGAAAAAUACUUUGAAGAACUGCUUAUGGAAAUUUGAGGAGUUUUAUUUAUUUAUUAUUAUUUUCCUUAUCAAGUACGUAUGAUAUUACGAUGUGUGUGGUGCGAGAGUCUUCACCGCCCCUUUUAGACCAGAAUUAGUCAGUGUGGUCCCGGAGUAGAGGCUAGAUCAGUGUCUUCUCGAUCUCACGCACUCUCCACAUUCUCCUUUUCUUCUUUUCCCCCAAAGGUUAUUUGUCUAUUUCCAUGGAAUAACUUAUCAGGAAGACGAGUGAACGACAAAGUGUCUUGUUCCCCCCCUCCCCCCCCACACCGCCUGUAACUGACAGGCGGUUUAAGGUUUGUUCUUCUCCGGAGAAUGCUCAAUGAUCGAUGGGGAAUCAUGAACAGCUCACCGGAACUCGAAGACGGACAGCGGGGCAAAAAUCAGAGGAUGAGUUGUAGCUAUCUGCUAUGUACCAUCCUUCUCUUCGUGGCCGUUCUGCUCGCAGUCACAGUGACGGGAACCAUUCUUCUUAUGAACCACUACCAGGCUCCCCACAUGUCGGACGGCCCGCCUCAUAUUAGCACCAAUCAGGACGAAGCCAAUGCAUUGGUGACAGUAGAGAGGGGUGAUGGAUCACGCAUCAAUAUCUUCAUCGACCCCAACUGCCCUGAUUAUAACAGUAAUUUCCUGCGGCUGGAAGGCGUGCAGACAUCUUUGCUGCAUUCGCUCACCGACCACGAUACGGAUCUCAAGUCCGUCAAAGGUCAGGAUCGAGCGCUAUUGGUCAACUUGGCAGAGGAAGUUGCUAAGCUGUCUGCCCACGCGGGACAGCUGAAGAUGGACUAUGAGUCUCUCAGAAGAGGACAAAGCAACCUGGGACAGGACCUGAAUACACUGCAGACUGAACAGAGCAGACUUAUACAGGUGCAAUAA